CAGGCCAUAACACGAAUUGCAAAAUGACCACUCAUGUUACUGGUGCUCGUAUGAUCACCUUGUUCGUGCUCUUCGGGUACUCAUCGGGAAGCUUCCGAAAGGCUAUACUGGACAAACACAAUCUGCACCGUGGAAACGCUGGAUUGCCUUUGCUCACAUGGAACUUCGCUCUAGCAACCGCUGCGCAGGCUCACACGGAUAUCCUUACCCAAAGCGGCUGUCAUCUCAAACAUUCCACGGGAGAUUUCAGAUCACUCGGCCAAGGUGAAAACCUGUGGAUGACAAGUCAAAAGGGAUUGACUGCUUACAAGCUUGGUUUUAGUGCCGCCAAGGGUUGGUACGGAGAAAUAGACCGCUACAAGUACCCCAAGAACCCAACUGAUUCUUGGAGUUCGUGUGUCGAUUGGAAAAAAGUCGGACACUUCACACAGAUGAUGUGGUCCACUACCACUAAAAUAGGCUGUGGCAGAGGCACCUGCUCCAAUGGCAAAACUAUCGUCACAUGUCACUAUCUAGCGCAUGGGAAUAUUAAUGGCCAGCCUCUCUUCGGCAUAGACAACUACAAGCAGCUGAUUGCUAGCGGAGAAAAACUGGCCAGAUGCGGCUGAAUUUCGACAAUGAAGAAACGGCACUGAAGAACUCAUUUUGGAUCAUUUUGCGGCAAAAUAUAUGCUGAAAAGAGAAAAAGAGAAAUUGAUGUUGCAAAAAUAGAAGAAACAGUACCUUCGAGGUUAUUUCAGA
Messenger RNA from Symsagittifera roscoffensis, 741 nucleotides. RefSeq lists its product as uncharacterized. The transcript has 6 exons. NCBI's taxonomy places the organism in Eukaryota, Metazoa, Xenacoelomorpha, Acoela, Convolutidae. The record is from RefSeq and is a predicted model, not a curated record. Gene Ontology annotation, cellular component: extracellular region. Bases 24 to 608 code for a protein of 194 amino acids.